Messenger RNA from Hydractinia symbiolongicarpus, 1038 nucleotides. RefSeq lists its product as uncharacterized. NCBI's taxonomy places the organism in Eukaryota, Metazoa, Cnidaria, Hydrozoa, Anthoathecata, Hydractiniidae. The record is from RefSeq and is a predicted model, not a curated record. The transcript is spliced from 4 exons. Bases 1 to 1038 code for a protein of 345 amino acids.
AUGAAACAUCUACAAUCAUUAAAACGUAAAAGGUCUGUUGGGCUAGAUGAUCUACCAUCCUGGUUACUCGAAGACUGCAUGGAGGUAAUCGCUUCACCACUAACAUACAUUAUUAACAUGUCUUUUGAAACUUUAACUUUUUCAAGUGACUGGAAACUCACCAAAGUGUUACCACUUUUUAAAUCUAGAGCAAAGUCAUCUGUUAAUAACUAUAGACCAAUAUCUGUUAUUCCAGCUAUAUCCAAGGUGAUUGAAAAAGUUGUGCAUGAACAAUUGACUACAUAUCUGGAAAGUAAGAAUUUCAUAAAGAACAACCAGUUCGGUUCCAGGCCUCAUCACUCAACUGAACUGGCUGCAACAAUCUUUAUUGACACUGUGAAAUUGAAGGUUAACGAUGGCAAAAUGGUCGGUGCCGUAUUUUUAGACCUCACAAAAGCAUUCGACCCAUUAAGUCAUGACGAACACGAGUGGUUCACAAACUAUUUGUUUGGAAGAUUUCAGCAAGUUCAAUACAAUUUGAUGAACAUCCAGUCAAUAGCGGAGUAUCACAAGGUGAAACACUGUGAAGUAGUCAAACAUGCAGACGAUACUGUUUUAUUUGUUGCUGGUAAGGACUUAGAGAUCAUAGAAACCUGUCUUUCAUCCGACAUGAAUUAUGUACUUGCAUGGUGUUUGGAAAAUGAAUUAAUUUUAAAUCUUGGAGCAGGAAAAAUUGAAUCAAUGUUAUUUGGUUCAAAAAAUUACAGCUACCAAACUGUGAGGGUAACAUCCACGUAUAAAUAUCUUGGUGUACUUAUCGAACCAUCAUUGAAUUUGAGCAGCAACUUUGAUUUAACGCAUCAAAAAGCUUCCGGUAGAUUACAUUUACUAUAUCGCAUUCGACCGCUGAUUACAGAAAAAGCUGCAUUGGCAAUAUUUCAAACAAUGAUUCAACCAACGAGCAACUUCAAUUAUUGGAAAUCAAUUCUUGACACCACCUUAAGAAUUCUAAGACACAACUACUCAAACUCCAAUCUUUACAUAGACGAGCAACUUUAA